Molecule: messenger RNA, 1041 nt
Organism: Emiliania huxleyi CCMP1516
Lineage: Eukaryota; Haptophyta; Isochrysidales; Noelaerhabdaceae
Exons: 2
Coding region: 1-1041 (346 amino acids)
Biological process (GO): proteolysis
Molecular function (GO): serine-type endopeptidase activity
Source: RefSeq, a predicted model, not a curated record
AUGCACCUCGGCGGCUGCGGCGCCACGCUCAUCAGCAGCCAGUACGCGAUCACCGCCGCGCACUGCGCGCCCUACUGGGGCACCGGCGACCCAAUCUACCUCGGCCAGCACAAAGAGUCAGAGCGGGACGGAGACGGGUGCGUCGAGACCAUGUACAUCGAGUCGAUCGUCUCGCACGAGUCUUACAACGACUGGACCCUCCAAAACGACAUUGCGGUCAUCAAGCUGACGGAAGCAAGCCAGUUGGGGUACGCCCCGAUCGACCACCUCGACCAGCCUGGAGAUGGCACCUGGCACGAACCAGGCACGCCUCUCGUCGCGGCCGGCUGGGGCACGCUCUCAUCAGGUGGCAGUGCGGCCGACACGGCGCAGCACGUGGUUGUCCCGGCGGUGCCCGACUGUUGGGAAACCGGAUAUGGCGAAGAUUAUGACCCCGACACGAUGGUGUGUGCCGGCGCGGAGGGGGUCGACAGCUGCCAGGGCGACUCGGGCGGGCCGCUCUUUGGCAUCGACAGCUCGGGCGAGCGGACCCUGGUCGGCGUCGUGAGCUGGGGCAUCGGCUGCGCCGGGGCGGGCUACCCGGGCGUGUACGCGCGCGUGCAGGCGUACACCGACUGGAUCUGCGCAAAGACGGACGGCGCGGUCUGGGACGGCGCAUCGUGCAAAUUGUUGAACCCUAUUUGCCUGGACCCGGCGCCGGAGCUGCAGUAUUGGGUCGAGUGCGGACGGAGGAACAGGUGCAACGGCGAGGGCGGAGGCAAAUGGGCGGACACGAGCGAGCUGCACGAGGUGCGGUGCUGCUCCGACGUCAACCUACAAGGGUUCUCGAACAGCCGAUGCAACGACGUUUGGGCCGCGUCAGACGUGAGCGGUUGCCACUCAUCGAAGUCCUUCAGCGUCGCUGAAUCCAUCUGCCAAAACGCAGGAGCGCGGCUGUGCACCAAGGAGGAGCUCGAAGGCAACUGUGCCCGGAAAGGGGGCUCAUCGGGGUGCGGCUUCGACAGCGAGCUCGUCUGGACAAGCGACAACGCACCAGCCUAG